UUACAAUGGCCUUGGACAUUACCACGAACGCGCAACGCGCGUUACUAAACUAGUCUUAUUAUUACACAAAAUCAAAAGUUACGUGUUUGGUAAAAAGGUUGACUGAUAAGCCCAAAAACAGGGUUACCAAACAAGCCCUUUAUAUCCUUAUGCUAGAUUUUAUGAGUAUAAUAGGGAAUAAUGGAAUACCACCGCCAUUCUUAUGUCAAAUUAGGAUGUUUUUGCUUAGACUAUUUUCAGUCUCAUACCAAAUCAGACCAUACUUUAACAGAGCAUACCGGACUUAAACAGACUAGACCAAACCAGACUUGACUGCCGUAGUUAUCAAAAACACAGAGACCAAACGUUUACCAGGCCAGAUCAGACCUAACAUAAACAAACCAGACGAGAUCAAACCAGACUUAAACAGACCAGACCACACCAGCGAGUAAAAACAUCCUUCUUACAUCGUAAUUAUUAGGGGUUGUUUGGAACUGAUUCUGCUCCCGCUUCUUUUUUAAAGGAAAAUCAGAAUAAGAAUCAGUUAUCAGAAACUGGUCUCCCUUAGCUUCAAGAAAAACUGAUUCUAGGAGUAAAUUAGAGCACCAAAAUCACUUCUGCAAUUUCACUCAAACACUCAACUUCUGCUCCGGGCAGGAGUAGAAUCAGAUUUGUAAUUAGACCCGAACACCCGCUUAAUAUCUCUAAACCAUUCCUUGCCUAAAACUGCCCUUUUCAGCCCACCUUCUACAACGACCAGGCCAGGUGAAUUUAUAUUUUCGAACGCUAAAGGCUCCGCGUGUCAGUGUGGGGAAAUGUCGGACUGCUUCCAGCGAAAGAUCGAAGUGCGGAGUCUCUCCGGCGAGAAGACAUCUGCUUCGGUUUCGUCGGACAUUACCGUUCAACAACUAAAGCUCAUUCUCAAGCAGACCUUUGUCCCUGCAUCUUCUUCCCCCAAUUUCCAUCUCUUUUUCAAGGGAACAAAAUUGGCACUAGAAAAUAGGUUAAGCAGCUAUUCACUUGGUGAUGGCGAUUUUUUGGUUCUUGUUCCUUUUGCAAAGAAGGAUAGAGACAAGUCAGAUCAAUCUGCAGCACUCUCAGAUGUGUCAGGAUCCGCAACUUCAAAGCAAUCUGAAUCAACAUGGGCUGAUACGGCGGAAGACCUGUCAGUUUUGAGCAGUGCAUUUAGCUGCAAAAAUCAAAAUGAUGUUGAGUUAGAGAUUAAUUUGAAAAAAUGUAAAAAUUCCAACAUUUCAUCCUGUUCAUCGCAGAGAAAGCGCAAGCUAAAUUCCCAAGAUAAGAAGACACAAGUUCCUACUGAGGAGUUCAUUUUUGACAUACUGCAGUCAUCUAACAGUAGUAUAGAUGAACAGACAUCUAAGUUUGUUAUGAUUUUAGACUCAGUUAAUUGCUUAACUGAUCCGAGUUCAGGGAACUGCAUAUGCAUUGAAGCUCGCAGACAGAACAGUGAUAUGGAUCCAUGUUCAGGCAAAAAUAAAUUGUGCAUGUGCCCAUCAUGGUUGAAAAAUAAAAUGAAGUUAUUUUCUUUCAUAAAUGUAUACUAUGCUGUCAUUCAACUUCAAAGUGGAGAAGUUACUGUGUAUUCUCUGAAGAGAGCACUCGAUAAACUUGGCAAAUUUGGAUUCCAAGCCAGUAUAGUAGAUGUUGAGCAUCUCACUGACCUGUGUGCAAAGGUUAUAACAAUUGUUGACGAUUAUCAUGUGAUAAUGAAUUCUACCAACCGCAUUGUUAUUCUCAAAACUUCAACUGAAGAGAGAGAUCAGCAUGAUGAUGCUAAAAAAUCUAUCUCACAAUCAAAGAUUGUCAACUCAAUGAAGAGAAGGCAAGAGUGCUUCAAUACAAGUGUCAUGAAGGCCUUAAGAUCAUUUGUGCUUGAAGAUGGGAUCAACUUUUCUAAUUUAUCCUUGGAAGAUUUCAUUCUGUAUGUGAAUCAGUGCAGUGAGAAAAAGGGGAAACCAUCAGAUUCUCAUUCGUUUAAAGCACUUUGUCAUGAUACAAACCCCAUGCUUCCUGUCGAAAUGUUGGAACAUCUUAGGAGAUGCAUUGGAUCUAAAGGACAGGUUGUUCAUGUUGAAGAGAUCAAUGCUCGGAAUGCCACUUAUGUUGAGAUUCCAAGUGAACUUUCAGAACUUACAAAGGUUGCACUGAAAAAUAUUGGUAUUACUAGGUUAUAUAGCCACCAGGCUGAGUCGGUUCAGGCAUCUCUUGCUGGCAAGGAUGUAGUUGUGGCAACAUUGACAUCCAGUGGGAAAUCUCUUUGCUACAACCUUCCUGUUCUUGAAGUUCUAUCCUACAAUUCGUUAGCAUGUGCAAUUUACCUGUUCCCAACUAAGGCUCUUGCACAAGAUCAACUAAGAGCUUUAUUGGCCAUGACAAAUGAACUGGAUCAUAACAUAAACAUUGGCGUUUAUGAUGGAGACACUUCUCUGUCAGAUAGAACGUGGCAACGUGAAAACUCUAGACUGGUAUUGCAAUGAUCACAAAUCCAGAUAUGUUACAUAUGUCUAUCUUGCCAUUUCAUGGGCAAUUCAGACGGAUCUUUUCUAACCUACGGUUUAUCAUUUUAGAUGAAGCACAUGCUUAUAAGGGCGCAUUUGGAUGUCAUACAGCCCUUAUUUUGAGAAGGCUUCGUCGGCUCUGCUCUCAUGUUUAUGGUAGCAAUCCUUCUUUUAUAUUUUCUACUGCCACUUCUGCAAACCCUGCUGACCACACUAAGGAGCUUGCAAAUUUGCCAGCAAUUGAGCUGAUUCAGAAUGAUGGUAGCCCUUCUGGUCCAAAAACAUUUGUGCUCUGGAAUCCUCCUGUGUGUCUCAGAACGGUUUCAAAGAGAAGUAAAAAGGGUACAAAUGCUAUCAACUCUACUGAUGGAUAUAGAAGUGUGGUUGUGGGAAGAUCAAGUCCUAUGUUGGAGGUAUCAUACAUUUUUGCUGAAAUGGUGCAGCAUGGGCUUCGUUGUAUUGCAUUUUGCAAAACGCGCAAACUUUGUGAGCUUGUCUUAAGCUACACGCGCGAGAUACUUCAGGAAUCAGCACCUCAUUUAGUCGAUGUUAUCUGUGCAUACCGAGCUGGCUAUGUUGCAGAGGAUAGGAGAAGGAUUGAGCACGACUUUUUUAGCGGUAAGAUGUGCGGUAUUGCUGCCACAAAUGCUCUUGAACUGGGAAUUGAUGUUGGACACAUUGAUGUGACUUUACAUCUAGGCUUUCCGGGUAGUAUAGCUAGCUUAUGGCAACAAGCUGGAAGAUCAGGAAGAAGGGGAAAUCCAUCAAUCGCUAUCUAUGUAGCUUUUGGAGGGCCAUUGGAUCAAUAUUUCAUGAAGCUCCCAAACAAACUUUUCAAGAGUCCAGUUGAGUGUUGUCAUAUUGAUGCUAAUAACCCACAGGUGCUCGAACAACAUCUGGCAUGUGCUGCUUUCGAACACCCACUAAGCCUGCAUCACGACGAGAAGUAUUUUGGUCCUGGACUGGAAGCUGCAGUAAUGACACUAAAAGAUAAGGGAUAUCUGAGUACUGAUGUGUCACAUGAUUGUAGUGCUAGAAUUUGGAGCUACAUCGGGCCUGAGAAAGUUCCCUCAAAUGCUGUAAAUGUUCGGGCAAUUGAAACAGGACGAUACCAAGUAAUUGAUAAACAGAAGAAUGAACUUCUAGAAGAAAUCGAAGAGAGUAGGGCAUUUUUCCAGGUUUAUGAAGGGGCUGUUUAUUUGAAUCAAGGAAAGACCUAUCUUGUGAAAGAAAUGGAUUUAUCAAGUAAAAUUGCUUGGUGCCAGGAAGCAGACUUGAAGUAUUACACAAAAACUCGUGACCUUACUGAUAUUCAUAUCACUGGGGGUAACAUUGCCUAUCCAGCUAGGAAUUUGAAUGUCCCAUUUGCAAGAACAACUGCACGAGCACAGUUUUGCAGAGUAACCACUACCUGGUUUGGUUUCCGCCGGUUAUGGAAAAAAAGCAACCAAGUUUUUGACACCCUUGAACUGUCACUUCCAAACUACUCUUAUGAAUCCCAGGCUGUCUGGGUUCCAGUCUCUGUGAUGAUAAAGAAAACAGUUGAGGCCUUAAAUUAUUCAUUUCGAGGAGGUUUACACGCUGCUUGUCAUGCUGUUCUUCAUGUAGUUCCUUUGUUUGUGAUUUGCAAUACAUCUGACAUAGCUUCGGAGUGCGUAAACCCUAAUGACUCCCGUUAUGUUCCAGAAAGAAUUUUACUUUAUGAUCCACGUCCUGGAGGAACUGGGAUUGCAGCACAGAUGCAACCCUUAUUUACUGAGCUUCUGACUGCUGCCUUGGAACUUCUCACAUCAUGUCAUUGCUCUGGUGAUGCUGGUUGCCCCAACUGUGUACAAAAUACCAUUUGUGAAGAAUAUAACGAGUUUCUUCACAAGGAUGCAGCUAUAAUCAUACUUAAGGGUGUUAUCCAAGCAGAACAAGUCUGACCUUAGCAAAUGUGUUUUGCAAUCACCAACAAAAGAUUAGUCAAAUUUGCUACUCUGGGAUUGAUGGAUAGAGUUGAAAUUCACAUGUCAGCUCAUUUCCGAGUACUUGCGUUCAAGUUAGGCUAGUAUUGUAAGGCAUAAUGGGGGUGUUUGGAUCUGAUUCUAAAACUGCUUCUGCUCUUUCAGGGAGCAGAAGCAGAAGUUGGAGUGUUUGGGUGAAAGUCCAGAAGUGAUUCUGGAGCUCUAUUUUACUCCUAGAAUCAGUUUUUUUGGAAGCUGGGGGACACCAGCUUCUUAAAACUGAUUCUGAUUCUGCUUUUACUUUAAAAUAGAAGUAGAAGCAGAAUCAGUUCCAAACACCCCCAAUAUAACCUAAUGUAAUGGAAUGGAAUCUUCAGAGUUGUGCGUGGUUUCUUAAGCAUUAACCAUUUUCUCAAUGUAAUGAUCUUUACAUUAUUAUAAUGUCUGUUUACGUAUAUACAGUUAUGGUAUGUAAUCAAA
This is a messenger RNA of Cuscuta epithymum, 4924 nucleotides long. The record is from the annotation of a GenBank genome assembly. NCBI's taxonomy places the organism in Eukaryota, Viridiplantae, Streptophyta, Magnoliopsida, Solanales, Convolvulaceae.